Messenger RNA from Alosa alosa (allis shad), 4420 nucleotides. RefSeq names its product aldehyde oxidase 6 (gene aox6). The record is from RefSeq and is a predicted model, not a curated record. Gene Ontology annotation, molecular function: iron ion binding; xanthine dehydrogenase activity; 2 iron, 2 sulfur cluster binding. The transcript is spliced from 36 exons. NCBI's taxonomy places the organism in Eukaryota, Metazoa, Chordata, Actinopteri, Clupeiformes, Clupeidae. Bases 101 to 4183 code for a protein of 1360 amino acids.
ACUUUAAGGGACAGUUCAGGUCAGCAGCAGAACAGCACAGACAGACGAGAAAGAGGCUCUAGGCUACUCUAAUGGUGUUGUGGUGGUAACUCAAGGGAAAAUGUCAGGAAACCAAGAAAGUGGCUGUUUGACUUUCUAUGUCAACGGGAAAAAGGUUACUGAGCGCGAUGUUGACCCUGAAACAAUGCUGUUGCCUUACCUACGUAAAAGGAUGAGGUUGACAGGUGCCAAGUAUGGUUGUGGUGGAGGAGGAUGUGGAGCCUGCACCGUCAUGCUUUCCCGCUACCAGGUCCACUCCAGGAGCGUUGUCCACUGUGCGGUGAACGCCUGCCUGCUGCCCGUGUGCCAGCUGCAUGGGGCAGCGGUGACCACCGUGGAGGGCAUCGGCAGCACCAAGACCAAACUGCACCCCGUCCAGGAGCGCAUAGCAAAGGCUCAUGGUUCUCAGUGUGGCUUCUGCACCCCUGGUAUGGUGAUGUCCAUGUACACUCUACUGAGGAACAAGCCCCAGCCCACCAUGGAGGACAUCACAGAGGCACUGGCUGGUAAUUUGUGUCGCUGCACUGGAUACCGUCCCAUUCUGGAUGGAUACAAGACCUUCUGUGAGAGUUCAAACUGUUGCCAAAACAGUGGAGCCAAGUCCUGCUCCAGUGGAAACUCAAUUUCAGAGAAUAAUUCAAACUGUUGCCAGCAGAAUGGCAAAGAGCCUGGUCGAGCAAAUGGAAACGAGGUUACAGAUGACCUUGAGAAUGGACAUCUUAAGCUCUUCAACAUAGACAAUCUACUCCCGCUGGAUCCAACCCAGGACCUCAUCUUUCCCCCAGAGCUCAUCAGGAUGACCGAGAGCGGGCUUCAGGCGACCCAGACCUUCCGUGGAGAACGGAUCACCUGGGUGUCCCCCGUCUCCCUGGACGAGGUCGUGGACCUGAAGUCUCGCCAUCCCGAAGCACCCAUUGUCAUUGGCAACACCAACAUCGGUCUGGACAUUAAGUUUAAAGGGAUCCUGCAUCCAUUCAUAAUUUCGCCGACCAGAGUGCCAGAUCUGUUUGUGGUGAAGAACACUCCUCAGGGUGUGAGUGUAGGUGCAGGCUGCAGCAUGUCUGUGGUGCGUGCAGCUCUGGAGGAUCUGGUGCGGACGCUCCCGCUGGGCCAGACGGAGGUCCACCGUGCCUUGCUGCAGCAGCUGGGGAACCUGGCCGGACAGCAGAUCCGUAACGUGGCCACCCUGGGUGGUAACAUUGUCAGUGCCUAUCCAAACUCGGAUCUGAACCCUGUCCUGGCCGCUGGAAACUGCAGACUCACUGUAGUAUCAAAGGCAGGGGGAAGGCGAGAGAUCCCCAUGAAUAAAGAUUUCUUUGUGGGCUUCGGGAAGACUCUCCUAAACCCAGACGAGAUUGCUGUGUCUGUUUUCAUUCCUAUUUCCCGAAAGGGAGAGUUUGUGCGGGCGUUCCGUCAGGCUCCGCGUAAGGAGAACGCUCUGGCCACUGUGAACGCAGGCAUGCGAGUGCGGUUCCAUGACGGUUCUAGUGUGGUGGACGAGCUCAGCAUCUUUUACGGAGGUGUCGGACCCUGCACUGUCGGCGCCUCCAAGACAUGCCAGCAGAUCAUUGGGAGGCCAUGGGGAGAGGAGGCAUUGACCGCUGCCUACCCCGUACUCCUGGAGGAGAUACUCCUGCCUCCAUCUGCCCCGGGGGGCAAAGUGGCCUUCCGCCGGGCACUGACUCUCAACUUCCUCUUCAAGUUCUUCCUGCAGAUGCAGCAGAAGCUUGCAGAGAUGGGCAUCAUUACAGACGACCUGGAGCAGGACAUGAGGAGUAGCCUAGAGGCGUUACCUAAUGACUUCUUGCCCAGCUAUCAGGAGUUCCAGGACGUGUUGGAAGGUCAGCCGGGUCAGGACCCCGUCGGCCGUCCCAUGAUGCAUCGAUCCGCCCUGAGCCAGGCCACAGGAGAAGCGGUCUACUGCGAUGACAUGCCCAAGACAGAGGGGGAGCUGUUUCUCUCCCUGGUCACCAGCACCAAGGCUCACGCCAAGAUCCUGAACAUGGACGUUAGCGCCGCCCUCGCCCUGCCUGGUGUGGUCGAUGUCAUCACAGCCCGAGACAUCCCCGGCAAGAAGUUCCGCAUGUUCUGUGGCAUGAACGAGGAGCUACUGGCUGAGAAGGAGGUGACGUGCGUGGGACAGAUGGUGUGUGCGGUUGUCGCGGACACCAAACCGCACGCCAAACGGGGAGCCGCGGCCGUGAAGAUCACUUACGAGGACCAGCCCGAACUAGUGUUCACGGUGGAGGAGGCGAUAGAGAAGAAGUCUUUCUUUGAGCCUCUGAGAGAAAUAGAGAGAGGCAAUGUGUCUGAAGGCUUUAAAAUGGCCGACCACAUUCAUGAAGGAGAGAUCCGGAUUGGUGGGCAGGAACAUUUUUACAUGGAGACGCAAAGCAUGCUGGUCAUCCCAGUGGGGGAGGAGGGGGAGAUGAAUGUUUAUUUGUCCACGCAGCAUCCAGCCAUGGCUCAGGACUCUAUAGCCGAGACCCUGGAUAUUCCCUCUAACAGGGUGACAUGUCACAUAAAACGCAUCGGAGGUGCCUUUGGAGGGAAGGUCACCAAAACAACUAUUCUGGCCUGCAUCACUGCAGUAGCUGCAUGGAAGACAGAGCGGUCAGUGCGCUUGGUGUUGGAGAGGGGGGAGGACAUGCUGAUCACAGGGGCUCGUCACCCCGUCCUGGGACAGUACAAGAUUGGCUACAUGAAAGACGGGCGCAUAACUGCAGCCGAUGUGAAGUACUACGCCAAUGCAGGAAACACUGCAGAUGAGUCUCCACUGAUUGUUGCAAAAAUCCUGCUCCAUUUUGACAAUGCCUACAACAUUCCCAACAUGCGUGGCAGGUCUGCCGCCUGCAAAACCAACCUUCCGUCCAACACGGCCUUCCGUGGCUUUGGGGUUCCGCAGUGCAUGCUGGUCACGGAGAGCAUCAUCAACGACGUCGCCCUCAAACUCGGACGCCCUGCUGAAGAGAUCCGUGAGUUGAACAUGUACAGGGGCUCGUCUCUGACCCACUACAAGAUGCCGUUCGACCCGGAGAACAUGCUGCGCUGCUGGGAGGAGUGCAAGCGCCGGUCCUCCAUACAGCGUCGCCGUGGCGACAUUGCCCAGUUCAACCAGCACAACCGCUUCAAGAAGAGAGGCCUCGCCCUCGUCCCCAUCAAAUACGGCAUCGGCUUCGACAUUGCUUUCCUCAACCAGGCUGCUGCUCUGGUACAUAUCUUCCAGGACGGCUCUGUACUGGUUAAUCAUGGAGGAGCGGAAAUGGGCCAAGGCAUCCACACAAAAAUGCAACAGGUGGCCAGUCGUGAGCUGCGGAUCCCCACCUCUCUGAUCCACAUCUCCGAGACCAACACCCACAUGGUGCCCAACACCUGUCCCUCGGCCGCCUCCUUUGGCACCGAUGCCAACGGCAUGGCAGUCAAGGAUGCCUGUGAAACCCUUUAUAAGAGACUGGAGCCCAUCAGGAAGAGGAACCCAGAGGGCCCCUGGCAGAGCUGGAUCAAAGCUGCUUUUCUGGAGAAAAUUAGUCUCUCGGCCACAGGAUACUACAGGGGUCAUGACCUGUACAUGGACUGGGAGAAGCAGGAGGGUCAGCCCUACGCCUACUUCACCUAUGGAGUGUGCUGCUGUGAAGUAGAGCUUGACUGUCUAACUGGAGACUACAGGACCAUAAGGACAGACAUGGUGUUUGACAUUGGCAGGAGUAUUAAUCCCUCUAUUGACAUCGGUCAGAUUGAGGGCGCGUUUACGCAGGGUGUGGGCCUUUACACCAUGGAGGAGCUGAAGUUCUCCCCGUCUGGAGUGCUGUACACGCGUGGACCAGGCCAGUACAAGAUCCCGGCCGUGUGUGAUGUUCCGCUCCAGUUCAACAUCUACCUGCUGCGCGGCACCCAGAACCCCCACGCCAUCUACUCCUCCAAGGGCAUUGGAGAGCCGGCGCUGUUCCUGGGCAGCUCCGUGUUCUUCGCGCUGAAGGACGCGGUGGCGGCAGCGCGGAGCGACGCAGGACUCAGUGGGCCCUUUGAGUUCCACAGCCCGGCGACCCCAGAGACGGCCUGCCUGGCCUGUGCCUCCCACCUCACACAGAUGGUUCCAAUCAGCAAGCCCGGGUCCUUCCAGCCAUGGGCGAUCGAGACUCCUUAAGUUCUCCCUGCACUGCAGCAAUUAUACUUGAUUACACAGCUUGAAAAUUAUAGUCAUAUUUACAUUACCACCGUCUAUGUAAAUCCUGCUGAGCUUUUGUAUUGAAAUAAGACUCAAUGUUACACAAUCCUUGUAUUAUAUAAUGUCAAAACAUGUACUUUAUCAUCAGACAGACUGUUGUAAUAUGAUUAUUAAAUACAGUAUUGAUUAAAUAUGGUACUGAUUUUAUCACACUUA